CGGGAGGCCGACCGCCGAGCGCCGACCGCCGUCGCUGAUGUGCGACCUGCGUUUCCAACGCACGUAACACGCACGCACGCACGCACGCACACACUCGGGUUAGCUCGUUCGCCCAGACGCUUGGCCGGCACGCAGGGAGCCCCGUCCCACGCCUAUCAUUUCACGCGGCGUACACGCGCCAUAGCGGACAACGCGACGACGUAGCCGACGUACGUGGGGGCGGCGCACACGGGGGGAGCACGGUUAAACGCGGCAACACGCACGAUCCGCCGAACAACAGAACACCGACGAGGCGACGAGGAGCUUUCCGCGCUUCUUCGACGAUGGCCCUGGGUUUACCAGCGGGAGCGAGCAGGAAUGCCAGUCGUUAGAUGGCGUCGGUUCCCCCCGGACGCCAUGCGUGAUUCGACUCGCUCCGCGUCGCCGCGCCCGCCGAUUGGCCGACGAGGCAGCCAAUCACCGCCCUCGCCGGACGUUAAGGCGCGAUUCACAGGGAUUAGCGAAUACACCGAUUUAUUCACAGCGCGCGCGGCCCGCCGAGCGCUCCGACUGCUCCGAAACGCCGAACUCCGAGUUCCGAAACGCCAGUUUCGACGUUCGACGAUCAUGAAAGUUUGCCUAACCUAACCUACGAUACCCUCGCGCUGACUGCCGUCGAGGAUCUCCGAUUUGAUCGACUAAUUUAAUAGAAAUCGGAUCAAGAUGAACAUUCCGCCGAUCCAACAACCGGGGGCUAUGGGGGUGGGACAAAUGGGACAGCCGGUAAAUCCUCAAUUGCCCCAGAAUCAACAGCAGGCGCAACAGACGCAGCAGCAACAGGUCCAGCAGCAACAGCAACAGCAGCAGCAGCAACAACAACAGCAACAGCAGCAGACGCAGGACAAGCUCGAUAAUAUCUCCAAAGUAAAAUCUCUGGUUGGAUCAUUGAGAGAGUCGUUGGCCAUAGCUCUCAAAACCGCGGCGCAGACGUUGAUUCAAAAUAGCUUGGUCGACGUAGGGACUAUGAAGGGUAUAGAGCAGCCGGAUCAUCGAU
This is a messenger RNA of Temnothorax curvispinosus, 1033 nucleotides long. RefSeq names its product mediator of RNA polymerase II transcription subunit 29-like. The record is from RefSeq and is a predicted model, not a curated record. The annotation marks the transcript as partial. Gene Ontology annotation, molecular function: transcription factor binding; transcription coregulator activity. Gene Ontology annotation, biological process: regulation of transcription by RNA polymerase II. Gene Ontology annotation, cellular component: mediator complex. NCBI's taxonomy places the organism in Eukaryota, Metazoa, Arthropoda, Insecta, Hymenoptera, Formicidae. The transcript has 2 exons.